Messenger RNA from Vicia villosa (hairy vetch), 2044 nucleotides. Its product is annotated as F-box/kelch-repeat protein At3g23880-like. The record is from RefSeq and is a predicted model, not a curated record. Gene Ontology annotation, molecular function: protein binding. Bases 41 to 1405 code for a protein of 454 amino acids. Lineage: Eukaryota; Viridiplantae; Streptophyta; Magnoliopsida; Fabales; Fabaceae. The transcript has 2 exons.
AAAAUUGUUUUAUAUUUUUAACUUCUAUACCACUGCUCCCAUGGAUAUUCUUACGAAGAAGAAACAAAUUCAAUCCAGAAUAUUAUUGCGUCCGGUGUUUGUUCCUCCUGAUCUUAUCACGGAAAUUCUCUCUCUCCUUAGUGUGAAAAACAUCCAAAGAUUCAGGUGCGUAAGCAAAUCUUGGAACACUUUCAUCUCUGAUUCAAUUUUUACCAAAAUGCACAUUAAGUUAUCGUCUCAAAACCCUCAUUUCAUACUAUCAAUUCCUGAAUAUCCUCUAACUUGUGUGGUAUCGGUACUCGUAAAUCAAUUACUCGAGAGUCGUUCACUAACUAUUGCUAGUGAGACUUGCUUGAGUCCGAGAUGGGGAAUUUAUGAAGUUGUUGGUUCAUGCAAUGGAUUGCUAUGUGUAAUUUUCAAUUCUAUCACUAAUGAAAAAACGAAGUACAAAUUCUGUUUAUGGAACCCAGCAACAAGGACAAUAUCUGAAAAAUUAGGAUUUUUUUGCGACUACGAGCCUUCAUUAGGCCCUUUCAAGUUUAGUUUUGGUUGCGAUUAUUUAACAGGAACAUAUAAGAUAGUGGCACUUCAUACCCAACGAAAUGAAGACGGUGAGAACCAUGACGAUACUUGGAUAAGCAAGGUGAGAGUUUUUAAUUUAGGUGACAAUUUGUGGAGAGAUAUUCAAAGUUUUUCGUCGGCUCCUCUAAUUUGGAAUAAGGGUGUGCAUUUGAGUGGAACUAUUAAUUGGUUGUCUAUUCAGGGUUCUUACAUAUCCUUGUCUGAUGGAGAAAGAUUUAGAGCUUUAAUUCCAGAUGUUAAACAAUUGGUGAUUGUUUCACUUGAUCUUUCGACAGAAACAUACAGAAAGUUUUUGCUUCCUCAGGAUUUUAUUGAGGUCCCGUGCCUUGAGCCAUCUCUUCGGGUUAUGAUGGACUGCCUUUGUUUUUCACACGAUUUUAAUAAAAUUGAGUUUGUUAUAUGGCAAAUGAAGGAGUUUGGAGACCAUCAGUCUUGGACUCAACUAUUCAGAAUUGAAUAUUCUAAUCUUCAAAUCAAUAACCCUCCCAUUGAAGUUGACUUUUUUUAUGUUGAUUACAUGAAAUGCGAGAUUCCAUUAUUGCCGCUAUAUAUUUCGAAGGAUGGAAAUACACUAAUAUUGGCACAUGAUGAAAUUUACGCAGUAAUUAUCUAUAAUCAACUAGAUAAUACUGUAAAGAGAACUAGAAUUUCCAAUGAAGUAGACUGGUUCACGGCUGUUGAUUAUGUUGAAAGCUUGGUUUCAACUGAUUGGAAAUCUGGAGAUGGGGAUAGAGAUGAAGAUGAUGAUGAAGAAGAUGAUGAAUAUGAAGAUGAACUAACUGACAUUGAUAUUGGGUUUGGUGGAUGGACUAUCAAAGUAUAGAAAGGAAUCAGUUGGGAAUAAUAAUCUUCAUUUUGUUAUAUAUGUAGCAACACAUAUGUAUGGUAUCUGCAAGUUCUCUCAGUUGUUGUUUGUGUCAUUUAAUAUUCUAGCUUGUAGAGUCAUAGUCACUUAUUCUAAAGACAUUAGAUGACUUCUCUUAACAUGUUGGAGAAUCUUUGUAAGAACUAUUUAUGUAACUUGAGCUCAGUUUAUUGAUAGUUUUAAUUAUUUUUCUAUGGUAUGCAGUUCAGCUUGGGUUCCAAUGUUAUCUGUUAUCCAGAAAAUUGGGGAUUAAAAAUUCAUAUGUCCCAUAUUUGUUUAGGUAAUAAUUUUGAAUUUACUUUGAUCUACACUAGUAAAAUUUGGAAAUUAAAUUAAGUUUACUCAAUUGGAAUCACUAUGUGGAAUUUGGGUUUGGCUUGAGUGACUUUGGAACAAUGGUGACUUGGUAACUUUAGUGCAAUGGUGUGCUUUGAGUGGAACUGUUAAUUGGUUAGCUAUUUGCGGUGCUAUCACAUAAUUUAUGAUGGAGGAAUAUUUCGAGCUUCAUUUCCAGUUAAAUAAUUGGUGAUUGUUUCGCUUGAUCUUUCGACCGAGACAUACACACAGUUUUUGCUUCCUAAGGGUUUUAUUGAGCUG